Molecule: messenger RNA, 591 nt
Organism: Desarmillaria tabescens
Lineage: Eukaryota; Fungi; Basidiomycota; Agaricomycetes; Agaricales; Physalacriaceae
Exons: 4
Coding region: 1-591 (196 amino acids)
Biological process (GO): proteasome regulatory particle assembly
Cellular component (GO): cytoplasm; nucleus
Molecular function (GO): protein binding
Source: RefSeq, a predicted model, not a curated record
AUGGGUAUGGAAUUGCCUUCACCAGACAGCCCUAGGGAACAAGUCCGUGUCUUGAUGGACCGGAAAUCCAACAUCGAGGCGGAGCUGGAGGCUCAGCUAUCUAUUCUGAAAGCAAACUCAUCGACGCUGCAUUCUCCUCUGGUCGACCCGGAUGGGUUCCCUCGGGCCGACAUCGACAUUUACGCGGUACGGGGCGCGCGGAUACGCAUAAUCGAGCUACGGAAUGAUCUAGCGGCAUUGAUGAACGAGAUUGGGAAGAAGUUGGAGAACAUAUACGAUCCGAGUCUGGUGCCUCAGGAAUCGGAGUCGCCUGCUGACACUCCUUUUGCAAGAGUUGACGGAGUGGCACCAGGAAGUCCGGCUGCGGAUGCGGGUUUGAAGCGCGAGGAUCUCAUCGUGAAAUUUGGUUCACUUACGGGUCCAACAUCCCUACAGGCUGUGGCGGAGGUCGUAGGGGCCAAUGAAAACCGGAGUAUUUCAAUCAGAGCUCUUCGAGACAGUCAGCCGGUUUUCUUCAGCCUAACACCGAGAAAAGGCUGGGGCGGACGAGGGAUGCUCGGUUGCCACAUUGUGCCAUACACAGCGCCAUGA